This is a messenger RNA of Phalaenopsis equestris, 1755 nucleotides long. Its product is annotated as epidermis-specific secreted glycoprotein EP1-like. The transcript has a single exon. Bases 168 to 1595 code for a protein of 475 amino acids. Lineage: Eukaryota; Viridiplantae; Streptophyta; Magnoliopsida; Asparagales; Orchidaceae. The record is from RefSeq and is a predicted model, not a curated record.
GACGCCAUGGCGGAAGCCGCUUGCAGGUCUCCCCAGACGCAAUAAUUAUCCGAAUUUGACUUUAACAAAGUCCAAAUUUGAGUUGUCACCUCCGCCAACUCAACGGAUUCGAAGUAUUAGAAUCCCAUUUGCCGAGUUCCAAUCAGACCAAAAUCUCGCUCGCCGCCAUGGCAUCUGCUUCCCUGCUCCUCCUUCUCUUCACCUCCUCCAUGUCUAUCUUCCUCCCCCUCACCCUUUCCCAACGCUUCGACUACCCCACGGCGAACCUUUCCACCCUAUGGACUCUCGGCCCCUCCCUCGCCCACAAUAUCAGCUACCCCGACGGCUCCACCGUUCUCCCCCUUCUUCUCCGCGGCAACUUAGGCCCUUCCUUCGCUUUCGGCUUCUUCUGCUACGCCCCCUGCUCCACCUUCCUCCUUUCCAUUUACAUCGUCUACACCAACAGUGCCUCUAUGAUCACCAACCUAAUCAUCGCCCCGCCGCGCGUCGUUUGGUCGGCAAAUCCUAACCGUCCCGCGCACCUCAACGCCACUGUUCUUUUCUCCUCCGACGGCGACCUCAUCCUCCGCGACGCUGAUAGCAGCGUCAUCUGGUCCACCAGCACCUCCGGCCAUGGUGCGGAAAACCUAAGUUUAUUGGAUUCUGGCAAUCUCGUAGUUUUGAAUCGGGAAGGGAGGCAACUUUGGGACUCCUUUGAUCACCCGACCGAUUCUUUGCUGUUAGGUCAGAGCUUGAGCAAAGGGCAGAGGCUUACGGCGAAUUCCUCUGCUACUAACGCUACUACAGGUCAGCUGUAUGUUGAAAUUCUUGAUGAUGGAUUGCAUGCUUUUAUUGAUUCGAAUCCUCCACAACUUUAUUACGCGAAAACAUUCGCCGGAUCUUCGAAAUCCAAAAACCAGUCCACUUUUGUGACAUUCAAUAAUGGUAGCCUCGACAUUUUUGUGCUAUUUCUCGAACCAGGAGUGCCCGAUAUUUCAAUCACUUUACCCACGGAUUCGUCCUGUCAAUAUUUGAGAUUGGAAGAUAAUGGGCACUUUAGACUCUAUGGGUGGAAUAAUGGGUGGAAAUAUUUGGCCGAAGUUUUUGAUAUUUUUCCUGAUGAUUGUGCUUAUCCUACUGUUUGUGGUCAGUAUGGGAUUUGCUCAAAUGGGCAGUGCACUUGUCCUCAAAGUGCUGAUGGACAUUCUAAUUACUUUAAGCCGCUUAAUUCAAGGGAAAUCAAUUUAGGCUGCAGUGCUGUGACACCUAUUUCCUGCAAGUCGAUUGAAAGCCACCAAUUUUUAGAGUUAGACAGUGUUUCGUACUUCAAUUCUAUUGAUCCUUCUGCCAUUACAAUGAAUAUGGCUGAUAUAGAGAGCUGCAAACAGGCUUGCUUGAGAAAUUGCUCCUGCAAGGCGGCUCUUUUCCAAUAUGGUGGAAAUGCGUCGAGCGGUUCUUGUUAUCUUCCUUCACAAAUAUUCUCUCUCAUGGAUAAUAAACCAGCAAUCACUCACUACAACUCAUCUGCAUUUAUCAAAGUUCAGGCUGCCCUGCUUGUUAGUCCUAGCCCGGUAAAUGACACAGUUGGUAAUAUUAGGUUUGUUGGAAAAUUUUAAAACCUCUCCAUUAUUCUCUACCAGAAAUAAAUAGAGUUAAAAUAUCCUCUAUUGUCUUUAAAAGAAACCCAACAACUCAAAAUUUUAUGUUUCAAUUUUCCCUCGAAACUUCUGUAAUGUUUUCAUCCACAAACAAGUUUCUUUAAAUCAAGGUUUUUUC